CAUCGAAACCUAUAAGAAUAUACGUUUUUUGUCGUCACUUCCUCCUUGCCUCUAAUUUAGCAGUGUGUCAUCGAGGAAGUCGAAAGCAGAAAAUUCAAUCUGCACAAAUUUUCUUCAGUGCAGAGCGAUGUGCUUUUGGAGAAGGGUAUGUCUUAUAUCCAGUUAUGUAAGUGAAUUAGUAAGUUAUGUAAGUGAAUUUGUAAGUUAUGUAAGUGAAUUUGUAAGUUAUGUAAGUGAAUUUGUAAGUUAUAUAAGUGAAUUUGUAAGUUAUGUAAGUGAAUAUGCAAGUUAUGUAAGUGAAUUUGUAAGUUAUGUAAGUGAAUUUAUAAGUUAUGUAAGUGAAUUUGUGUUAGUUAGAAGCCUUAAUUGUUAGUGAUAAUGGUGACGGUUAUGUAUAGUUACGGUAGUGAGGAUAAUAAUUGGGUAAUGAAAAUAAUGCUACCGACGGUGGCAAUUACCCCUAUGAAAGUGCUGGGAAAUUAUCUCUAACAAUAACUCUCUCGCGGCCAUACUGUCAUUCCAGUCAUAAAAAAAAAAAAAAACAACAACAUACUUCAAACAAAUACGAAAUUUAUCCCGAAAAAAUCAAGCUUGUUGCUAAAGUCUCUCUUAACUAUCGAAUUGCGAGACAAAGGAAAAUGAGGAAAAUAUAUUUAAGAAUAAUACCUUGCAUUUCUGUAGAUAUCACAUUCAUGUUUAUAAUGCUUAUAUACAUGCUAAUGGCAUAAUACUGAAUAACAGACAGGAUAAUAGUAAUGUCUUUUAAAUAUUGCAAGAAAAAAGUUAAAGAAAUGAAAAAAAGUCAAAGAAACCGUAGCAGAACAAGCAUCCAAGAUUUAAAAAAAUCUAAAAGAAAGAAAGAAGAAAAAGAAAACGAGGCAAGAAGAUAACAAAAAUAAAAACGAAAAAUUGCAAGCAAACCCUCCUUUACCAUUCCUUUCCAUCUCAUUUCGCAGACGAUGACCCUGAACUCCAGACGCAGAACAACCUCUUCGUGCGCUGUUCUCCUCGUUGUCUUGUUCUUCGCGGUGAACACUUACACGCCUGACACUCAGAGGGGAUCUUCGGAGGCCGAUCUGCUGUUCCCUUCGGAGGCGGCCAGGCCCGUAUUCGAAACCUUGCGCACCAAGAGGAAACUGAAACCAGAGUCAACCACAAGCUACCAGUCAGAACCCACUCCCGAUUUGCACGAAACAUUUCGAAUUCGGAGAGAACACUUGCUGGAACAGUGUCGUCGGCUGAACAUAACAAGAAAGUUCACGAGUGAACAUUGGUUAUGGUCAAUGCUCUUAGAAUUCCCCGGCCCACUUGAUGUGUGUCUCCCUCCAAAGGUGGGCUCGACAUCAUGGCGUGACCUUCACAAGAGAGUGAGUGAGCGAGGAGCGCUUCCCGAUCUCCAUCCCGCCAGCGCCAUCUUGGUUCGGCAUCCUCUGUCCCGGCUAACUUCUGCUUAUAGGGACAAGUACCUCGACGGAGCACCUAUUAGUGACUACGACAAGAACUGGAGGAAGAGCCAGGGCUUCAACUCGCCACGCUACUUCUACUGGUACAAUUAUUGGCUCCCAACUCUCAUCUCCUCAGGGAGGCUGGCUGCUUCGAAGGAGUUCCUCAAGAGGGUCAGAGACGCGCGGAGCAUUCCCGGGACCAAUAGUCUCGGCAUAGCUAAACUGCGGGAUGCUGUUAUGGACACCUACGGGAGUGAAGACCUAAAGACGCAGUUUAGCAACGCCACCUUCACCUUCCGAGAAUUCCUGGAAUUCAUUCUUUGGGUGGACGAGUUGGGUAUGAGGGACCUACACUGGGGCACGUACACGGAGCAGUGCCUCCCAUGCCAAGAGGACUACCAGUACAUCCUUCACUUAGAGACAGUAGAUGCAGAAUCUAGAGUCCUUCUGCAGGAUGUAGGAUACCCAGAGGAUAUUCGGUUGGCCACCAAACACAGAACGAAGGGCCUCUCUCAUUCGCUCAGCACAAAUGAUCUCGAGUAUUAUAAGGACCUUCCCAAGGCUUUGGUGAAUAAGAUUAUUAAAUUCUAUGAAUAUGAUUUCGAGCUCUUUGGUUACAACAAAGAUAUACUGACGGUGUGAGCAUCAAGAGAAAAUAAGGUGAAUAUAUACAAAUUUGAUACGAUUAAACAAAAUAGUUUAGAUGCACUAAACAGACAAUGAUGUAUUUUUUAAAGUAGCGAGCAUAACGUAGUUUGAUAUAAUUCAUUAUAUCAAUGACCUUGUAUCGUUGGUGUUUUCACAAACACCUUUAUCUAGAAAAUUAUCUCAAAAGAUAUUCCCCCUUUCCAGAUGCCGUCUUUUGAUUAUUCUUUACAUCAUGAUAAUAUUUCGUGUCAUCAAUGUCCAGGUGGCAUGACCACAAUAAAUGCCAAAUUUGCACAUUCACCGGUUUGUGAAAACACCGACGAUAUUUUCUCGCGAGUUCCUUUCUAAUCAAUUUUAGUGUCAGAACAACUUUCCAUUGUGCAAGUAACUAAUAGAUAGAUAUAUAUUUUCUGACCUUUGGUACCUUUGCUUCUGUGCCUAUCUUGUAAUAAA
Messenger RNA from Penaeus vannamei (Pacific white shrimp), 2546 nucleotides. Lineage: Eukaryota; Metazoa; Arthropoda; Malacostraca; Decapoda; Penaeidae. The record is from RefSeq and is a predicted model, not a curated record.